Desarmillaria tabescens is the source of this 696-nucleotide messenger RNA. Its product is annotated as Chloroperoxidase. Gene Ontology annotation, molecular function: peroxidase activity. The annotation marks the transcript as partial. The transcript is spliced from 5 exons. NCBI's taxonomy places the organism in Eukaryota, Fungi, Basidiomycota, Agaricomycetes, Agaricales, Physalacriaceae. The record is from RefSeq and is a predicted model, not a curated record.
AUGGUCAUCAAACCAAUCAUAGCUGCCGUUCAGAAUUUUUACAUCCUCACCUGGGAUGUUGGACUCUCCAUUUUCAAUCUGUUAACACCAAAUCUCAAACCUGGACAUGUCAUCCCAGAAGGGCACCCCGGCGCAGGUGGGUCGUGGCCCGAGUAUAUUGCCCCCAAGGAAGGCGAUAGCAGGUGCUCGUGUCCGGCUCUAGAUGCCUUGGCUAAUCAUGGCAUACUACCCCACGACGGGAAAGGCAUUCCACUCCAGGAGCUAACACGAGUCGUUCGGGCUACAUACAAUUUCUCUCCUUCGCUCUGUUACUUCGUGCCAUUGUUCUGUGCAAGAAUGCUAGGGAAAGAUUAUAAUAAAGACGUCGUGGAUCUAUCUGAACUGGAUUUACAUAACGGUAUUGAACACGACGCCUUACUCACAAGACAGGAUCUGUAUCAUGAGCCCAACCAGGCGACUCCUCAUCUUCCCUAUAUCGAAGAGCUUCUCGCUUCCCCUUCCGGAAAAGCGGUGGAUGGUUCUUUGGGAGCUCCAAGUACUUCGUCGACAAUGCUUACGAUAAUGGGUGGAAGAGUUAAAGACCUCGAAUCUUUUUUGGUCGAAGAACGCAUACCAGAUGGUUGGGAGCCUAAGAUCCUGUCGAGGAAUGGGCUAACGAUCCUGGGCUUCAAUCGAACAGCCAUGAAGGUGGGAUAC